AUCAAGGAGGAAGAUGGGACGUAUGGUCGAUGCUGUUUAGGAACAUACAUAUUUGGAAUAUACCAUAGGCUUGACCUUUUCGGAUAAAUAGUUAUUUCAACAUUAUUAAAAUGUUUACAUUAGAAUGUAAUACCAGCUGAAAUUUUGGAGUUACUAAAGAGCGACAAACUUUUUGUAACUUUGGCUCACGGAUACUUUUUUAGUGUUGAAGCAGUCUACGAUAAGACAAGGUUGCAAUGGUGGGGAUCUCUGUCCUUCUCUGUGCUGUUCUAUCAACAGGUGUGGUGAGGCAUCAUGGGUAGUUUUAAGGGCCAUGCAUUGCCAGGUUGUUUCUUCCUGUUAGCAGGCCUGUGGUGGGCUGGAAGGUUCUCCCUGUGGUACACCACCCGCAGGAACAAGAGUCUAGGCUCCACCCGUCUGGCUAGUCGCUCCACACAACACCGGCUGGAGAUCAUCGAGGGAUCCACCAUUGUGUUCUUCUCUGUGGUUGGGAUGCUUGCAGAGCAGUUUGGGCCAGAUGGGCCAUGGCUUCAUCUGUAUGACCACACGGAGCAGCACUGGGAAAAGCUCCACAACUGGCAGCACUCAACCAUGUACCUGUUCUUUGGCCUGGCCGGAGCCAUCUCUGUAAUCGUACACGCCACUGAAGCUGCUCCGCUCGCCCUUGACAGACUCAUGCUGGCCAUGGCUUUCUUCAUGGAAGGGUUCUUGUUCCUGUAUCACCUUCACGGUCGGGCCAUGCUGGAUGUCCAUGUCCACCAGUUGCUGCUGUUCAGUGUGUUUGGAGAGGCUUUGGUGUCCUUCCUGGAGGUGUUCCACAGAGGGAACAUUCUGCUGGAGCUGCUCAGAGCAUCGCUUACCAUACUGCAGGGCAGCUGGUUCUGGCAGAUUGGUUUUGUGCUGUACCCCCCCAGCGGAGUGGAGUGGGACUUAAUGGACCACGACAACAUGAUGUUCAUCACCAUGUGUUACUGUUGGCACCUGGCUGUUGGUCUGCUGACUGUCAGCAUGGUUUACUGCACCGUCAGCUGUGUGGUGAAGUCCAGACUGAAGAAGACCCCCCCAAUAGAGAUGGGACUGCUCAAACCCAGGGAGAGGGAGCAGGAGUCAGAGGAUGAAAUCCUGUAACAGAAACAUCACCAAGAGAGAUUCUUAUGAAGCCCUGUGUUUAACUCCACCCAGCCCUACAUCACCUGACAGCAGCACCAAUCACAUGCAGUGAUCUAUUUUGGAUUUUAUAUCAGGAAGUCAAGCAACCCUGUUCUUCCUGGACCCAGUCUCUCUACAUCCUCCCAGAAGAUGCUUCAUUAGUCCUAAAAAGAUGCUGACAUUGUUUUAAUUUGCAUUUUAAUAUAAUUUUGCUAAGGAGUAUUAGAUAUCCUAUUGUAUUUAUUUAGCAAAUGGAGCAUUAUGGAGGGGGGGGGGGUACAGGGAGUCUAAAUCUGAAAAGUGGGUCCAGGGAUUAACCCUAGAUCUCCAGAGAGAUACCAUACAUGUGUAGAGACACUCAGCACUGAUGGUGAACUUUGAGUGAAAUAUUCUGUGUACUCAAAUGAUAAAAGCUACCCAAAGGGUGGCCAGUCAAGCUGUUCUGCCAUAGUUUGUGUAAUUAUGUGUGUAGCAGUGACAUCACCUGGCCAGGUUGUGUAACAACAUGUAUCAUACUGGAGACUCGGUCUACAUAACAGUAGAUUCAAUGGAACAAACAUUACUUCUAAGUCCUAGAAACAUACGUUAUGUCAGUAAAUAUAUUGUGCCUUGGAUUAUGAAUAAUAUGAAUUAAACUCUUGAUAACACUU
This is a messenger RNA of Esox lucius (northern pike), 1799 nucleotides long. RefSeq names its product transmembrane protein 45a (gene tmem45a). NCBI's taxonomy places the organism in Eukaryota, Metazoa, Chordata, Actinopteri, Esociformes, Esocidae. Bases 295 to 1128 code for a protein of 277 amino acids. The transcript is spliced from 7 exons. The record is from RefSeq and is a predicted model, not a curated record.